AUGGCUGGUUUGGAUUUAGGAAGCGCUUCACGCUUUGUUCAAAACCUUCACAGACCGGACUUGCACUUGCAGCAGCUUCAUCGCGAUUCGGAGGAGCAAGAGACGCCGCCGCAGAACCGCGGAACGGCGCCGUUCGACGACGAUGACCCAAGCCAAGGAUUGGACCUAGCUUCGGUGGGUCCCGGCGACGUGGUCGGUCGGCGUCCACGUGGAAGGCCGCCGGGCUCCAAGAACAAGCCGAAGCCGCCAGUGAUAAUCACGCGGGAGAGCGCCAACACACUCCGCGCGCACAUCCUUGAGGUCGGAAGCGGCUCCGACGUCUUCGACUGCGUCACCACCUAUGCGCGCCGCCGUCAGCGUGGGAUCUGCAUCCUCAGCGGUAGCGGCACCGUCACCAAUGUAAGCCUCCGCCAGCCAGCCGCUGCCGGCGCCGUCGUCACGCUCCACGGUCGCUUCGAGAUUCUCUCCCUCUCUGGGUCCUUCCUCCCGCCGCCCGCUCCGCCGGGGGCGACCAGUCUCACCAUCUACCUCGCGGGAGGGCAGGGCCAGGUGGUUGGAGGAAACGUGGUUGGAGAGCUCACAGCGGCGGGGCCGGUGAUCGUCAUCGCCGCGUCGUUCACGAACGUAGCCUACGAGAGGCUACCGUUAGAAGAAGAAGAACAGCUUCAGAUUCAGCCACCUGCUACGACGUCGUCUCACGGCGUUGGAAAUAACAACGGCAACAAUAACAAUAACAACCCAUUCCCCGACCCUUCUUCGGGACUUCCCUUCUUCAAUUUACCUCUGAAUAUGCAGAACGUUCAGUUGCCCGUUGAGGGUUGGGCGGGAAACGCUGCUUCACGUCCACCACCAUUUUGA
This is a messenger RNA of Sphenostylis stenocarpa, 858 nucleotides long. The record is from the annotation of a GenBank genome assembly. NCBI's taxonomy places the organism in Eukaryota, Viridiplantae, Streptophyta, Magnoliopsida, Fabales, Fabaceae.